UCAAACAUAUACUAUAUAUUUUUGCGCCAACUUUUUUUGUAAACGUUGUCCAACGGUUUUUUACACACACACAAACAAACACACACACAUACAAGCAAGAUGUUGAAAAAAUUGAAAUGCAUGGAAGCUGUGGCCGCCGCCGCUGCCUCCAGUAAUAGCAACAGUAACAGCAACAGUAGCAGUAACAGCAACAGCACACGCAGCGUUCCAACAGCCACACAAAUAGCCGCCGCUGUCGGUCUGUCCACGGCCAACGUGAAGAUCAUCAAAACGGAGCCCAUCGACUUCGAGAUGCUGCAUCUGGAGGAGCAGGAGUUGCGGGAGCGGCGACAGCUGCGCGACGCAGAGGCUACAAGCAGCUCGAAUGUAGCACCACCUCAGCCUCAGCCCCAGGCGCCGCCGCCACAACAGCAGCGCUAUACGCAUGUGCAGGUUCAAACGGUGCCGCCCCGUCAACCCACAGGUCUGACCACACCAGGUGGCACUCAGAAGGUGAUCCUGACGCCACGUGUCGAGUAUGUGCAGCAGCGUGCGAGCUCGACAAGCACCGCCGCCGGUGCUGGCACCACCGUGGGCGCCAUCAAGCACAUCUACACCCAGCAUGUGGCUGGAUCCGGCAGUGCUUUGGCUCUCCGCACCCAGCCCGAGACGACGACCAUUCUGGCCAGCGGUGGUGCCCCACAAAUUAUCAUCACUCGUACGGUGCCGACGGUGGCGCAGUCGCAUUUGUCGCGUCGCCACUCGGCCAGUCCGUCGCACUAUCAGCGUCUGGUGAACAGUGUUGGUGGUGCAGCGGCAUCGCCGCCGCCACUGCAUCAUCAGGAGCAGCAGCUCCAGCAGCGUCCACAGCAGCAGCAGCAUCAUGUGCGGGUCAUACGCGAUGGUCGCUUGUACGAUGAGUCCGCCGCGUCCGGCAAUGCGAGCACUUCCGCUUCUUCGGUCGCCGCGUUGCGUCGCCAUUCCGUUUCGCCGCCGCCCCUGCACCACCAUUCGCGUUCCGCGCCCGUCUCUCCGGUCAUCGCCAGACGCUCCUACAUCGAGCCACCGCACUUGAAUGAAUCCCUAUCGUCACAUGUGCUCAUCAAGCAGUCGCCUUCCCCAGGACUCUCGCCCACUCACGUGCAAUAUCAGCAGCAGCAGCGUCAAACGCCGCCGCCAGCCGCUCCCUCAGCGCCACCUCCGCCGCCGCCAACCCAACCAACCUCACAGCAUCAGCAGCAAUUACAGCAAUUUGUUGGCAGCGCACCGCCCACGGCCGCUGCACGCAAAUAUGUUGUUACCACCACUACGCGCCACGUCAAUGUAAUUGCCUCGAACCACUUCCAGCAACAGCAACAGCAACAACAACAGCAGCAGCAGCAACAGCAUGUCAUUGCUAGUGCCACAUCCAGCUCUGCAGCGGCUAGCACCUCAACCGCAGCCGCAGCCACCUCUUCGCAUAUCUUUCGCACGCCCAUUGUCUCCAGCAGCAGCAGCAGUAAGCACCAGCAACAACAACAACAACAGCAGCAGUACAGCAGCAACGCCGUCAUGCGACCACCGCCACCGCCUCCACCACCCAAGAUCAAGCAUGCCACUAGCUCGUGUCUGGGAGGCAGCGGUAGCUCCAAUGGCAGUCACCACGUCAAUAGCGGCGAGGAGCCCUCCAGUUCCAUUCCAGAUUUAGAAUUUGAUGGGACCACCGUGCUGUGCCGAGUUUGUGGAGACAAGGCCUCUGGUUUUCAUUAUGGUGUGCAUUCCUGCGAGGGCUGCAAGGGCUUCUUCCGACGCUCCAUUCAGCAGAAGAUCCAAUAUCGCCCAUGCACCAAGAACCAGCAGUGCAGCAUUUUGCGCAUCAAUCGCAAUCGUUGCCAAUAUUGUCGCCUGAAAAAAUGUAUUGCCGUUGGCAUGAGUCGCGAUGCUGUGCGUUUUGGACGUGUGCCGAAACGGGAAAAGGCGCGCAUUUUGGCCGCCAUGCAGCAAAGUACACAGAAUCGGGGCCAGCAACGGGCCUUGGCCACGGAACUGGACGAUCAGCCCCGUCUGCUCGCCGCCGUGUUGCGCGCCCAUUUGGAGACGUGCGAGUUCACAAAGGAGAAGGUGUCGGCAAUGCGACAGCGAGCACGUGAAUGUCCCUCGUAUUCAAUGCCAACAUUGCUGGCCUGUCCUCUAAAUCCCGCGCCUGAGCUGCAAUCGGAGCAGGAGUUCUCACAGCGUUUCGCGCACGUCAUACGUGGCGUCAUCGACUUCGCUGGCAUGAUUCCCGGCUUCCAGUUGCUCACGCAGGACGACAAAUUCACGCUGUUGAAGGCGGGUCUCUUCGAUGCGCUCUUCGUGCGUCUGAUCUGCAUGUUUGACUCGUCCAUUAACUCGAUUAUUUGCCUGAAUGGCCAAGUAAUGCGUCGCGAUGCUAUCCAGAAUGGAGCCAAUGCCCGCUUCCUGGUCGACUCGACCUUCAAUUUUGCGGAGCGCAUGAACUCAAUGAAUCUGACAGAUGCUGAGAUUGGUCUCUUCUGCGCCAUUGUCUUGAUCACACCCGACCGUCCGGGUCUGCGCAACUUGGAGCUUAUUGAGAAAAUGUACAGUCGCCUCAAGGGCUGUCUGCAGUGCAUUGUGGCCCAGAAUCGUCCAGAUCAGCCAGAUUUCCUGUCCAAGCUGCUGGAAACAAUGCCUGAUCUGCGUACCCUGAGCACUCUUCACACCGAGAAGUUAGUGGUCUUUCGCACGGAGCACAAGGAGUUGUUGCGUCAGCAGAUGUGGUCCAUGGAGGACGGCGAGUCUAACGGUGCUGCGGGUGCAGGAGCUGUGAAGAGUCCUUCGCGCAGCUGGGAUGCCAUGGAUGUGGAGGCGGCGAAGAGCCCCUUGGGCUCCGUCUCGAGCACAGAGAGUGGAGAUUUAGAUUACAGUGCUCCAAGCAGCACUCAUCAUCAGGUUGGUCCCUCGGUGCCAACUCAUGCUGCUCCCUCAUCAUUGGCCUCUUCGGCUCCACUUUUGGCCGCCACCCUCUCCGGCGGCUGUCCAUUGAGAAAUCGGGCCAAUUCCGGAUCCUCCGGGGACUCUGGUGCUGCCGAUAUGGACAUAGUCGGCUCCCAUGCGCAUCUCACACAGAAUGGACUCACGAUCACGCCUAUUGUGCGCCACGCCCAUCAGCAGUCGCAUCAGCCGCAGCACCAGCAUCAUCAGCAUCCCCAGCUGCAUCAUCAUUUGACCUCCGGCGCCACUGCGGUGGCUCGCUACCGCAAGUUGGACUCGCCCACAGAUUCCGGCAUUGAGUCCGGUAAUGAGAAGAACGAGUGCGGAGGCAGCAAGCCCGUCAGUUCUGGCGGCAGUUCCUCCUGCUCGAGUCCGCGCUCCAGCGUCGAUGAUGCUUUGGACUGCAGUGAUGCCGCAGCGGUUGCUGCUUCAGCCGCUGCCGCCGCAGUUGCCGCCCAGGUGAGCGUUUCUGUGUCGCCUGUGCGCUCGCCACAGCCCUCCUCGGCCACAUCGGCCUCCAGCAGCGCGACUCUCAAGCGUCAGAUUGUGGAGGAUAUGCCUGUGCUGAAGCGCGUUCUACAGGCACCCCCGCUGUACGACACGAACUCGCUGAUGGACGAGGCCUAUAAGCCGCACAAGAAAUUCCGCGCAUUGCGCCAUCGCGAGUUCGAGACCGCGGAGGCGGACGCCAGCAGCUCCACCAGUGCUGCCAGCACCACCAGCAGCAGUAGCAGCACCACAAGCAUGCCUGCUGGCAGUCCGCGCGGUGGCUCUCACUUGAGCCACAGCCCACCACCCGCCGCCAUAAGCGUCGUUGUGCCACAAGCAGCGGCCACACCACCGCCCGCCCAAGUCGCUACACACCACAAUCACCACCAGCAGCACCACCAACAGCAACAACAGCAUCACCACCAAAGCCAACUGCACAUGCAUCUGACGCGCAACAGCAGCCAAACCACCCAGAGCUCCACCACAGGUGGCACCCUCUCCAGCACCCACUCCGUGCUCGCCAAGUCCCUAAUGGCCGAGCCACGCAUGACGCCCGAGCAAAUGAAACGCUCCGAUAUCAUUCAAAACUAUUUGAUGCGUGAGCCCUCAGCGGCUGCAGCCGCCAGCUCAACCACCGGCAGCCGUAGUCCGGCGCCGCUGCAGCAACAGUCGCACAUUUAUGCCGCCGCCUCUUCGCCGUCGUCGAGCAACUCCAAUUGCGCUUCACCCUCAACCACCAGCAGUGGCGGUGCUUGCGUAACGCUACCUUCGCCACCACCCCAGCAGCAACCACCGACGGUGGCUGGGCUACCCAACGGGCGCUGGGCCUCCUCAUCGGUGAUCACCACCACCUGCCAGCAGCGCCAGCAAUCAGUCUCGCCACACAGCAAUGGCUCCUCCUCAUCCUCCUCAUCGUCGUCCUCCUCCUCUUCAUCCUCAUCCUCCGCGACCGCAUCGACAACGUCCAGCGUCGCCUCCAGUUGUCAGUAUUUCCAAUCGCCGCACUCAACAUCCUCCUCCACCUCACCAGUAACACCGCCGCGUCCCUCGCCACCUCGUAUGCUCGAGCUUCAGGUGGACAUCGCCGACUCCCAGCAGCCGCUCAAUCUGUCCAAGAAAUCCCCGACGCCGCCGCCCAGCAAACUGCACGCUCUCGUCGCCGCUGCCAAUGCUGUGCAACAACAACAACAACAGCAGCAGCAACGCUACCCCACAGUGUCGGCUGAUGUGACUGUGACAGCAACCACCGCACCACCGGUGGCUUCCAGCACACCGCCGAGCAGCAGCAGUACGCCGCAGCCUCCCUCCGGGGGCGUGCCAGCGGUGCACAAAGUCAUGCUGGAGGCGUAAACCACCCCAGCAGUGGCGCCAACCACACAGCUAAGCAGAAUUCUUCAAAUGUUUAGUGCAAGAGCGAGACUGAAAUGAUUUAAGAAAUGUGGCAGAGAGGGGGAGAGGGUGCGUAAGAAACUUUCCUUAAAGAGCAACACACAAGAGAACUUAAGAAGUGGUCGCAACAAGGGGGCGUGACCAAGACAGCAGCAUUACAGGGCGGGAAAAACUACACAAAAGAAAAAAAUCUUCAAAAACAAAAAUAUAUAUAUAUUAUUUCAACAUUAAUUUAAUUUGCAACAAAAGAGCAGAGAAAAAUAUUAGAAGCAAAACAAAACAAAAAAAAAAACAAACCAAUUAAAUUAUUUUACAUUAAAAAUAAAACUUAAAAAAAAAAACAAAACAAAAAAACAUUGAGCAGUGUACAAAGUUUAAACAAAUGCAUGCAAUUUAAGCGUUUAAAGUAAAGAUUAUUAAUUUAAAGGCGA
Messenger RNA from Scaptodrosophila lebanonensis, 5261 nucleotides. It is a transcript of the gene Eip75B, whose product is annotated as ecdysone-induced protein 75B. Gene Ontology annotation, molecular function: nuclear receptor activity; RNA polymerase II cis-regulatory region sequence-specific DNA binding; zinc ion binding. The record is from RefSeq and is a predicted model, not a curated record. Lineage: Eukaryota; Metazoa; Arthropoda; Insecta; Diptera; Drosophilidae. Gene Ontology annotation, biological process: hormone-mediated signaling pathway; positive regulation of transcription by RNA polymerase II; negative regulation of transcription by RNA polymerase II.